UUUUUUAGAGAACUUGGUUGUGAAGCAGCUGCACCAACCAUGCAAAAUUCUGAUUUUUUCAAAAACAUCUCGCUACAUGUCAACUGGAGCGGUAUGAUCCAGGAAUUUCCCAGCGGAAGACAUCUGGCAGCGCUGCCCAGUGUUUCAAAAGUAGGCGUGUGUGAGCAGCUAGCAGCUGAAACUUCAAAAAUGGUGGAAAGAGAAAAGCCAUUUGCAGUAAUUGGUGGUGACCAUAGUUGUGCCAUAGGUACUUGGAGUGGGGUUGCGAAGGCACUGCGAUCAAAAGGCGACCUCGGUCUGAUUUGGAUUGAUGCUCAUUUGGACGCACAUACACCAGAAUCAAGUGAUACCGGUAAUAUACAUGGGAUGCCAGUAGCACAUUUACUUGGCCAUGGAGCAAAAGAGCUUUGCGAAAUUGGUGACAAACUACCAAAAAUUUUGCCCAAAAAUAUGGCUUUCAUUGGGAUCCGAAGCUACGAGCCACCAGAAAAAAAACUUCUGGAAGAACUUGGAACUCGAGUGUUUUAUAUUGAGGAAGUGAACCAAAAGGGUAUUGACACGUGUUUCAAAGAAGCUAUCGAGACUGUUACAAAGAAUACUGUUGGUUACGGGAUCAGUAUUGAUAUUGAUGGAUUUCGCGUGUCUGACGCGCCAGCGGUCGGAACCCCCGUUGAGGGCGGAAUUGUUGCAGCGGAUUUCUUGCACUCAAUGAAAAAACAGAACCUCUCAAAAUUAAUCGGUUUAGAGGUUGUAGAAUUUCUACCAAAAUUUGACGACGCAAAUAAAACAAGUGAACGGCUGGUAGCGAACCUAAUUGAAACGAUAUAUCGACGACGAUUUGAGCUGUUUGGAUUACGAGAAAGCGCUCAUCAGGGCUAG
Messenger RNA from Enterobius vermicularis (human pinworm), 879 nucleotides. Lineage: Eukaryota; Metazoa; Nematoda; Chromadorea; Rhabditida; Oxyuridae. The record is from the annotation of a GenBank genome assembly.